This is a messenger RNA of Phaethon lepturus (White-tailed tropicbird), 1614 nucleotides long. It is a transcript of the gene CUZD1, whose product is annotated as CUB and zona pellucida-like domains 1. NCBI's taxonomy places the organism in Eukaryota, Metazoa, Chordata, Aves, Phaethontiformes, Phaethontidae. Gene Ontology annotation, cellular component: cell surface. The coding region runs from base 1 to 1614 and encodes 537 amino acids. The record is from RefSeq and is a predicted model, not a curated record. The transcript has 9 exons.
AUGAACAAUACCGGAGUCUCCAGUAAAAUUCCACUACCAGAAGGCGUACCUCGCUGUGGCGCUUCACUUCACGAGCUCAACAAAGCAUUAAGGAUUGAACUAAAUGCAAAUGCAAACUGCGUCUGGCAGAUUCAGAGGAAUGAAAAUCAAAUAAUUAGGCUCAUUUUCUCCUAUUUCAAAUUUGCUCCUUCUUCAAGCUGCGAAACAGAAAAUAUUAAAGUGUAUGAUGGUCCCUCAGCUAAUUCGCCUCUCCUUGGACAAGUAUGUAACGACACUAAUGCAGUCCCAGUACUUCAAUCGUCUUCAGACAGUUUAACUUUUCUCAUAACAACAAACUCUGUGGCUUUCACACGAAACUUCUUUGUCUUCUAUUAUUUCUUUUCACCAGAAACAAAAAUUGAAAAUUGUGGGGGACAAUUAACUGGUCCCAAUGGGACAUUUACCAGUCCCAACUACCCAGCAUCUUACCCUGAAUUUACAUACUGCGUCUGGCACUUACAAACAGAAAAAAACUCCAAGAUAAACUUACAGUUUCAGGACUUUUUCCUGGAACUAGACCAAAACUGCCAAUUUGACUUCACAGCAGUCUAUGAUGGCCCCACCACUAACACUGGCUUAAUAGGAAAAGUAUGUGGUCUUGCUAAGACCACAUUUGAAUCUUCUUCAAAUGUUAUGACAGUCGUGCUGUCUACAGACUACGCCAACUCCUACAGAGGGUUUUCCGCUCAGUAUACCAGUGCUCCGCUGCCAGGUCCUGUGGAGCCCGACACAUUCCUUACCUGCUCUUCGGAUAGCAUGAAAAUUGUUCUGAGCAAGUCUUACCUGGCCUCCCUUGGUUAUAAUGAAAAUCACCUGCAGCUGAAUGAUCCAUCUUGCAGUGCAGUUGUAACAGAUGCAGUCAUCUUUUCCUUCCCAUUAGCCAGCUGUGGAACAACUAAAAAGGUAAAGGGUCACAGCAUCACUUACACCAACAUCAUCUCUCUCUCAGCAACCGGCAACAUCAUCACCCGGAAAAAAAACAUACAGAUUAUUGCAAAAUGCAAAAUGGAAAACAAUUCAACCUUAGAAGUCAUUUACAUAACAAAAAAUAAUAUAAUCCAAAACACAACUGCUGUGGGAAAAUACAAUGUUAGCAUGUCAUUCUAUGAUUCAGAUUCAUUCUCCAAGCCUGUACGUCAGUACCCAUAUUACGUAGACUUGAACCAAACUCUUUUUGCUCAAGUCAGUCUUCAUUCCACUGACCCAAAUCUUCUGGUGUUUGUUGAUAGCUGUAUAGCAUCUCCACAACCUGAUUUUGGAUCGCUAACAUAUGACUUAAUCAGAAGUGGCUGCAAUAAAGAUGACACUGUGGUAACCUACCCACCGCUUGAACACUAUGGAAGAUUCAAAUUUAAUGCCUUCAGGUUCCUGCGGAGCUUUCCAUCAGUUUAUCUCCAGUGUGAUAUUUUAAUUUGUGACAGCAACAACGCAAACUCUCGCUGUACCGAAGGCUGUAGCUCCAGGCAGAAAAGAGCUAUUUCUUCAUACACAUGGAAAACUAACACCGUAGUAGGCCCCAUCCGCCUGAAAAGAGAUCUCAGGUCUGCUGAUCACUCAGUAUACUCAUUGUUCUAA